UUGAGAUUUCCCGGCUGCGCUCGAACGCAUCACCAGUGUGGUUUCUACGGCAACGGCUGACAACACAGAGGACGAUGGUUUACAUCACAGAGGAGAUGGUGCGUGGACGGGCCGAGCACAACGAGUGUGAGAUCUUCUCCCUGGAGGAAGUGUCUCUUCAUCAGCAGGACAUCGAGAGGAUCGAGCACAUCGGCAGGUGGUGCAGAGACCUGAAGAUCCUCUACCUGCAGAACAACCUCAUCCCCAGGAUAGAGAAUCUCGGCCGCCUGAAGAAGCUGGAGUAUUUAAAUCUGGCUCUGAACAACAUUGAAUUCAUCGAAAACCUCGAAGGCUGUGAGAGUCUUCAGAAGUUGGACCUGACUGUGAACUUUGUGGGUCGUCUGAGCAGCGUGGAGUCCCUGCAGUGCAACGUCCACCUGGCCGAGCUGUUCCUGGUGGGGAACCCCUGCACUGAGUUUGAGGGCUACAGGCAGUAUGUGGUGGCAUCUCUACCUCAACUCAAGUUCCUGGACGGGACGCAGAUCAGCCGGUCGGAGCGCAUUCGAGCCUCUCAGGGACUGGAGGAGGUGAAGAGGAGAGUCCGGGAGCAGGAGAGGGAGUACCUGAAGACGAGAGCCAGGGAGAAAGAGGAGGCACGGAGGAAGGCUGCAGGAGAGGAGAAAGGAAACGAGGAGAGGAGACCAGGCAGCGAUGGACGCUGGUACACUGACAUCAACAACACAGGUCCGGCGUUGGAGGAGAACAAGGAGAACCAGGAGGCGGAGGAGAACAUACAAAAGGUGAACUCUGACCUGGAUGAAGAGCAGCGGGAGAGAGAGUUCUGGCACACGCCGUGUUCAUUCACCCCUGAAUCUCGCCUGGAGGCUCACCGCCACCUGGAGGAGAAGAAGAGGGCAAAGGAGAAAGAGAAAGAGAAGAAGCCGAAGGCCCCAAGGACGCUGAUCACCGCUGAUGGACGAGUCAUGAACGUCAACGAGCCGAAACUGGACUUCUCUCUGACUGAAGACGAAGAAAACAACGUGAUAGUCUUAGACCUGGGAGUGUACAGACACAUGGACACCUCUCUGAUGGACGUGGACAUCCAGCCGACGUACGCCAGAGUGAGCGUCAAAGGAAAGAUAUUUCAGAUAGUUCUGCCUGCUGAAGUGAAGCCUGACAGCUCGACGGCUCAGAGGUCCCAGACCACCGGACACCUGGUCCUCAGCAUGCCGCGGGUUGAAGGUGAAAUCAAAGUGACAAAGGCCGUCACUCGUCCACCCAGAAAGUCUCAAACCAGGAACAGCAGCUCGCCUGAGGACAACAAAAGAGACAACAGCGCCCCUCAGAGGCUGGAGGUGGAUCCAAGCAAGAGCACAGCCUUCGACCUCGCCAACAUCGUCACCAAACACCCGAGCACCAGGCAGGGUCCGCUGGAAACCUUCAGGACAGAUCCACCCCCCACCACCGGUCCCAGCAGCUCCUCUGAAGGGUUUGUGGACAACUCCGAUGUCCCCCCACUGAUAUGAGACUGAAAAACAACGCACAC
Messenger RNA from Labrus mixtus (cuckoo wrasse), 1525 nucleotides. RefSeq names its product dynein axonemal assembly factor 11 (gene dnaaf11). Gene Ontology annotation, cellular component: cytoplasm. Bases 75 to 1505 code for a protein of 476 amino acids. Gene Ontology annotation, molecular function: protein binding. The transcript has 12 exons. The record is from RefSeq and is a predicted model, not a curated record. NCBI's taxonomy places the organism in Eukaryota, Metazoa, Chordata, Actinopteri, Labriformes, Labridae. Gene Ontology annotation, biological process: outer dynein arm assembly.